AUGCCGAACGCACCGAUCGACUCUCCACCGCCAGAACUCUUCUUUUUUGCUUUGUCUCCGGGAGACGUUUUAGUAGAAGUGCCAACGUCACCUGCCGACGACUCGUCACGUUGUUCGUCGCUGCCACCACAAGCCGACUCCCAGCCAAGUCCAGCUUCGCCAGUCUUCGUUUCUCUUUCCGGCUCAGGUCAAGGCAACUCAUCCAUGCCAACAACACCAUCUUUCCAACAUCUUACUCUGAAUACCCCCGUCAAAGUGUCGGCUGUCAGCGUCACCCCUAACUUCCCAGAAAAAGACUCUACACCACGCCGGAGAUUCAUGCAAGUGAGCAACAGAGCACGCUCUCGCCCUCGCGGCCAAUCUCAACGAGACGAAGUGUUGAAGAGCGCUGAGAAGAAGAUGUUGACUCCAGGGAAGAGAAGUGCUGAAACUGGCUUCGCUCCAAAAGCCAGUCACCGUCGAGUUUUGUUUCAAGGGAGCCGCCAACAUGAUCCACCAUCGAGCAGCCAAGACAAACCAUCAAGCAGCCAAAGGAAUGUCUGUGAGGAGGACGAUGAGCCAAAGAGAAAAACUCCAAGAAAGACUAUUUAA
Messenger RNA from Caenorhabditis remanei, 591 nucleotides. RefSeq lists its product as uncharacterized. Lineage: Eukaryota; Metazoa; Nematoda; Chromadorea; Rhabditida; Rhabditidae. The record is from RefSeq and is a predicted model, not a curated record. Bases 1 to 591 code for a protein of 196 amino acids. The transcript is spliced from 5 exons.